AUGUAUUGUUGUAUUUCAUGGCCACUGGCAAAGGCAACAAUAUUUUUUGGGCUCCCUCUCAAAAUUAAUGGUAUCACUUGCACAAGGUGCAUACCCAUUAAAUGUCUGUUUAAGCAAAAGCAAAAGAAAAAGCUUUCAAAGUAUUGUGUACGCAAGCCACAUGGAUAUUGUACCCACAAACACACACAGCUCCCUGACCAGCUGCUGGAUACAGGUCAUGAAGAAGAACAAGAAGAUGGAAAAUACGAUAUGUCUUUGAAAUUUUAUGGAUUUUAUGUAUUGAAUAAAUUCGCAAAUUUCUACAUAAAUUUCAAAAAGAAAAAAAAAAAGGCUUUUUUUUGGGGGCUGGUAUUGUGUCUAGAAGCUGUUGUCAAAAAUAAUAUCUUUAUGGCUGUAGAUCAGUGUUACAAAUUAUGUCUACAUAUAAUGCUAGUUACUGUACUUUUUCUUAAAGAAUUUGGAUAA
Molecule: messenger RNA, 465 nt
Organism: Phycomyces blakesleeanus NRRL 1555(-)
Lineage: Eukaryota; Fungi; Mucoromycota; Mucoromycetes; Mucorales; Phycomycetaceae
Exons: 9
Coding region: 1-465 (154 amino acids)
Source: RefSeq, a predicted model, not a curated record